UUUUAAUCGUCGAGAAAUCGAAAUGAAGUUAGCAACCGUUAUCAAAAAUAUAGGUAUUUCAGGUUAGAUUUGUAAACGUCAACUUUAAAAAAUGGAUAAUGAAAAUUCCGUUAUUUAUGGAUUAGAAUUCCAAGCGAGGGCUUUGACACCUCAACAAGCGGAAACUGAAAAAAUUUGUUUUCUAAUUGGAACCCAAUCUUUAAAACAAACCAACAAUCAAAUACAUUUAGUAGAAUUCGACGAAGAAAAUUCAACGUUAAAAACAAUAGUUUAUCAUCACGCCCAAGGUGAAAUUUGGAAAAUAAUUUCUAGUCCAUUACAUUCCGAUUUAAUAAGUACCUGUUAUAAUGAUAUAACAAAUGAUAAUUCAUGUAGAAUAAAAACUGCAAUAUUGAAACUACCAGAAACAACAAAUUCCAAUCAAAUAGAAACUUUAAAUGUUUUGGUAAACAUUGAAACACCUCUAAAUUGUGGUGAUGUUAAAGCUACUGAAUUUCAUCCUGUUGAGGAGAAUAAAGCUAUUUCUUUAUGUGAGAAUCAUUGUUUUUUAUGGGAUUUGUCUGAUGAUGUAGCUAAAUCAAUUUUAACAAUUGGUUUAGAAGGUAAAAGUAAUCCAAAGUUUACAACUGGUAAAUGGAACCCUCAUCAAAAUUGUAAUCAGUUUACAACAGCAACAGAAACUCAUUUAAAAACAUAUGAUAUUCGUACAGGACAAUUAGCUUGGCAUAUUGAUGGAGUUCAUAGCCAAUAUUUAAGAGAUUUGGAUUACAAUUUAAAUAAACAGUAUCAUUUGGCUACAUGUGGUGAUGAUGGUUUUGUAAAAAUUUGGGAUUUUAGACAAACAAAUCAACCUGUUUAUUCUAGAAGUGAUCAUUCCCAUUGGGUAUGGUGUGUAAGAUUCAAUCCAUUCCAUGACCAACUACUUUUAACUGCCAGCUCUGAUGCAAGAGUUUUACUUUCAAGUGCUGCAAGUGUUAGUUCCGAAAAUAACAGUGAUGUAAAUAUAGCAGGUGAAACUAUUGAACCAAAACAAUUAUUACCUGAUGGUCCUUUGCAAUGGUGCGAACAUGAAGACAGUGUUUAUUGUGCUGAGUGGUCCCCAGCAGAACCUUGGAUUUUUACUUCAUUAAGUUAUGAUGGUCGUUUACUUAUAUCUCGAGUAAAAAGAUCUUUAAAAUAUCAAAUUAUGCUUUAGUAAAUAAAUUUGUAAUUUGUGGUUGUAAUUAAAGUAAAUAAAUUUUAAAAAACC
Onthophagus taurus is the source of this 1249-nucleotide messenger RNA. RefSeq names its product EARP-interacting protein homolog. Lineage: Eukaryota; Metazoa; Arthropoda; Insecta; Coleoptera; Scarabaeidae. Gene Ontology annotation, biological process: protein ubiquitination. Gene Ontology annotation, molecular function: protein binding. The record is from RefSeq and is a predicted model, not a curated record.